Megalops cyprinoides (Indo-Pacific tarpon) is the source of this 3966-nucleotide messenger RNA. Its product is annotated as ralA-binding protein 1-like. Gene Ontology annotation, biological process: small GTPase-mediated signal transduction; positive regulation of GTPase activity; endocytosis. The coding region runs from base 95 to 2026 and encodes 643 amino acids. Gene Ontology annotation, molecular function: small GTPase binding; GTPase activator activity. Gene Ontology annotation, cellular component: membrane. NCBI's taxonomy places the organism in Eukaryota, Metazoa, Chordata, Actinopteri, Elopiformes, Megalopidae. The transcript has 10 exons. The record is from RefSeq and is a predicted model, not a curated record.
CAGUGAGCAGGAAGCCGCUUGUUUGAAUGCACCGUUCAAGGUGGGACGGAACGGUGACGUGCAUCGGGAGAGAGGAGCGCAGGGCGUGGGCACCAUGACCGAGUGCUUCCUGCCCCCCAGCAACAGUCCCGGCGAGCAGCGGCGGGCGGAGCACCCGGGCGGCAUGGCCCGGACGCCCAGCUCCGAGGAGGUCAGCCCCGCCAAAUUCCCGGGCCUGUACCGCGGGGGCGAGCCCUCGCCACCCCACGACGGCCACCACGAGCCCCCCGACGCCGCCUCCGACGACGACAAGGAGCACGGCAAGAAGAAGAACAAGUUCAAGAAGAAGGAGAAGCGAACCGAGGGCUACGCCGCCUUCCAGGAGGACAGCUCGGCCGACGAGGCGGAGAGCCCGUCCAAGAUGAAGCGCUCCAAGGGCAUCCACGUCUUCAAGAAGCCUAGCUUCUCCAAGAAGAAGGAGAAGGACUUCAAGGCGAAGGAGAAGCCGCGGGAGGAGAAGGGCAAGGAGAAGAAGUCCAAGGACCUGACGGCGGCCGACGUGGUCAAGCAGUGGAAGGAGAAGAAGAAGAAGAAGAAGCCGAGCGCGGAGCCGGAACUGCCACCCGCUGCCGCCACCGCCACCGCCACAGCCGCCGCCGAGACGCCCCCGCUGCGGCCCGUCUUCGGCGCGCCGCUGGCCGAGGCCGUGCGGAGGACGGCGCUCUGUGACGGCAUCCAGCUGCCCGCCGUCUUCCGCGAGUGCGUGGACUACAUCGAGAACCACGGCAUGAAGUGCGAGGGAAUCUAUCGGGUGUCGGGGAUGAAGUCCAAGGUGGACGAGCUGAGGGCGGCGUACGACCGCGAGGAGAGCCCGUGCCUGGAGGACUACGACCCGCACGCGGUGGCCAGCCUGCUGAAGCAGUACCUGCGGGAGCUGCCCGAGACGCUGCUGAGCCGCGACGCGGCGGCGCGCUUCGAGGACGCCUGCGGCCGCCCCGCCGAGGCCGACAGGCUGCAGGAGUUCCAGCGGCUGCUGGCCGAGCUGCCGCCCCACAGCCGCCUGCUCCUGGCCUGGCUCGUCACCCACAUGCACCACGUCAUCAGCCGCGAGGCCGACACCAAGAUGAACAUCCAGAACAUCUCCAUCGUCCUCAACCCCACCGUGCAGAUAGGGAACCGUGUUCUGUACGUCUUCUUCACCCACGUGCGGGAGCUCUUUGGAGACGUCACUCUGAAGCCCGUGGUGCAGCCUCUGCGCUGGUCCAACAUGGCAACCAUGCCCCAGCUGCCCGACACCCCGGAGAGCAUCAAGGAAGAAAUCCGCAGACAGGAGUUCCUGCUGAGCAGCCUGCACCAGGACCUGCAGGCCGGGGUGAAGGACCUGUCCAAAGAGGAGCGGCUGUGGGAGGUGCAGCGAAUCCUGACCGCCCUCAAGCGCAAGCUGCGUGAGGCCAAGCGCCAGGAGUGCGAGACAAAGAUUGCGCAGGAAAUCGCCAGCCUCUCCAAAGAAGAUGUGUCCAAGGAGGAGAUGACGGAGAAUGAAGAGGAGGUGAUCAACAUCCUCCUGGCCCAGGAGAACGAGGUCCUGACGGAGCAGGAGGAGCUGCUGUCUCUGGAGCAGGUGCUGCGCAGGCAGAUCGCCACGGAGGAGGAGGAGAUCGAGCGCCUGCGGGCUGAGAUCGCCGACAUCCAGAGCCGGCAGCAAGGGCGCAGCGAGACGGAGGAGUACUCGUCGGACAGCGAGAGCGAGAGCGAGGAUGAGGAGGAGCUGCAGCUCAUCCUGGAGGACCUGCAGAAGCAGAACGAGGAGCUGCAGAUUAAGAACACGCACCUGAACCAGGCCAUCCACGAGGAGCAGGAGGCCAUCAUUGAGCUGCGUGUGCAGCUGCGCCUCCUGCAGCAGGAGCAGCCGGCGCAGCCCGGCCCCGAGGCCCAGCCCCCCCGAGACGCCCCGGCCCCUCCCGCCCAGGCCUCCGCAGACAGCAAAGCCAGCAGGGAGUCCCUCAAGCCCUCCCCCAGCAAGGACCGGCGGGAGGUCAGCCUGUGAGCUGCCCGGCCCGGCCCCGCCCCGCCUCCAGCCACUCUCGCCUUCGUCGUCAUCCUCACCGCGGCUUCCGCACGUGGACGCGCCGCGAUCGCCACAGCCGAGCUGUCGCUAGGAGAGACAGCAGCAGGAGAGCCCCCUCUCUCACGCAGCAUCCUCUCCCAGAGAGAUCAGUGAAUUCUGCCCACUCUGUGACUCCUACAUACCAGUAUUAAGAAAUAAGCGAAUGGGCAACAUUUCGAAAGAGAAGCUCUUUAUCAGGUCUGUGCAGAAAUCUGUUGGAUCAUUGUGUUUGCUUAUUCAUUAAUAAAGGCAUGCAGGAGCAUUAGACUAUGCAGGCAUCUGUAUGACACUGUCACUGGUCUGCCCAGCACCUGCUGGAUGUGCACAUGACCAGCGCAGGAUGGGUAAAAGAUCAGAAACAAAGGGGAUCAAAGGCAAGACAUGCUAAGCACAAAUUCAUUCCUGAUACCCUUUGCCAUCUCUGAUCACAUGCACAGUGCAGGGGUUGAUAGGCGGUGAAAUGGCCAAGGGGCGUUUUGUAACUUAAAGUCAGCGGGCAUGUCAGAGAAUUUGAUUACAUCUUGAUGGUGUCUGUGAAGUAAAGUAUGGUGAAGGUUUGGUAUGCACUGCUCAGCAUUUGUUUUGAAUGUAGGACCCGAGGUCCCCUGAUUGUGGUUGACAGUGUUUACCCUCUUUCCCCUCAUACACGGGCACUGGUGGCUCUCCCCGCCAUUUCUGAAGACUGAACUGUUUUUUUUUUCCAUUAUGAUCAUGAGAGUGGGCUACUCUGCGGUUUGUUUCCCGUUACACUAAAGAUUUCUGAAUAACACCCAGUCAUCUUUAAAAAUUGCAAUCUACCAAUUCAGAUAACAUUUCUGAAUGUACAUCGGCUCUUUUCAUUAAGAACAUAUACACAGAAUCGUAAUUAGAAAAAAAACAUUGGCUGAUGGAUGUUUGGCUGGUAAAGUUUUGUGGUCAUUGUCGUGACCCAGCUUUUCUUGAUUCUGUACAGUUUCCACACCAGUAUGCUAAAAUGGAUUCCCUUGUGCCAAUGCUAUAUUCACCAUUUGCACAUUCUGGUGCUGUUUAAACCCUGAAAAUGAAACUCAUGUAUUAUGGCUGUCAGUGUUGUACAGUCAGUAUGUUGCACUUUUCUGUCAACCAAGCACUGUAUGAGCACAGAGUGUAAUGGCAGCUAGGGGAACCUUGCAUUUUCUCUACUGUAAAAGCAAAAUUACUUUGCAGCAGCUAAAUUUUCCUGCUGGCCGAGAGGUCAGUUGUGGCUUGAAUUGUGACACACGUCACGAGUAAUUUGUAAAGAACAGACACAGCUUCUUGCAUCUGGGCAGGUUACACAUUGUGCUUGGUCCCAUUUCAUGAGUUCUGUCAGUGCAUGUGUGCCACUGCAUUCCUGGUGGGUUUAGAAGGUAAAGCAGAACUUCCUGCCUUCGUAACACAUCGUGAUUGUGGAUAGAGCUUAAAGGACGCUGUGGUGUAGCAAUUAAGGGCACCAGGGGCAUCAACUCACAAGUGCCUGCAUUGGCAACAAUUACCUGAACUGUGUGAAGACACAGGUAUGCUACCUGCGGGCUAACUUUCAAGGACAGCCUGUGUGCUGAAUGUAACAGACCUUAAAUGCAGCGCUUCCCCGUCCAUUUUCAGAUUUUUUCUUUUUCAAUAGCAGCUGAACUAACCCUUAUGCUGAACUGCUUUUAAGUUUUUUUUUUGUGCAAGUGUUCAUUUUUGUAUUUUUUUUUUCUCUGACAGAAGACAUUGUGCUCAUUAACUAAAAUCCAGCUUGAGACAAAUCAAUUGUAUAGCUUGUUAACUGUCAUUAAUGAAAUGAUCUUGAUAGAAAUGAACAUGUUUGCAUAGAUUUUCAUACUUGUAGGAUUUUCUGAAGUUUCAUCAGUCAGAGCAAUACUGUGGAGAAUAAAAGC